Galendromus occidentalis (western predatory mite) is the source of this 2791-nucleotide messenger RNA. RefSeq names its product tyrosine-protein kinase Btk29A (gene Btk). Gene Ontology annotation, biological process: protein phosphorylation; intracellular signal transduction. NCBI's taxonomy places the organism in Eukaryota, Metazoa, Arthropoda, Arachnida, Mesostigmata, Phytoseiidae. The transcript has 16 exons. Bases 400 to 2568 code for a protein of 722 amino acids. Gene Ontology annotation, molecular function: protein binding; protein tyrosine kinase activity; ATP binding. The record is from RefSeq and is a predicted model, not a curated record.
UGUGAAUGCGGUGGUGGUGGUGGCUGUGUUGCUCGAAGAAGGUGGGAGAGUUCUAGGAUUUGUGUGCUCUCUAGUGCCCGUCUCGCUCGUCAUUUGGAGCGACGAAUCCACCGACCAGUGUCUGAGUCCGGCUGGGGAGACGGCAUCUUGUCUACGGUGCUGACUUCGGUCUGCACGGUAUCGCAUGCCCACUCUCUAUGACACCGAAGGCUGGGGUUCCCCGAGUUGGAUGCACACAAUAGCCUGGCCAUCGCCUGGUUGUCGCUAUCGUCGACGGGCUCGGACCCUUUGAUCGAUUGAUGGGUGAAUGGAUGAGAGUGAUGGAUACUUGACGGGAGGACAGACGAGCGAACGGAAUUAGAGUGGUGGGCACUCACUGACUAGGCAUUACAGUUCAACAUGUCCUGUUCCGAUGUUGGGCUGUGGUGUAAUCCUCUCAUGUGGCCGUCGAGCUGCUGUUUCUCGCUCAAAGACAGCCACUCGGAAGAUUCGGAAAACCAGGAUAUCAUCAAGCAGGCUUUGAUGAUCAAACGGUCCGUGAAUCGCAAGCGAUUGGGACCUGUGAAUUAUAAAGCUCGAUGGUUCGUCCUGACUAAGUCAUUUCUCUCCUACUACGAAGGAUCGCUCGAGAAACGAGGCCGUGAAAAAGGUCGAAUCGUUCUGACGUCAAUUAGCUUAAUCGAAUAUGUGAACGAUGAAGCUCUCGACAAGAAAAACGUGUUUCAGAUUGGUUUCGACACGGAACACAUUCUCUACAUCGUGGCUUCAUCGGCCGAGCAACGUGACGAGUGGUUGUGUGCCUUAAGGAAACUUUGCACGGAUAAUCAAUGCCUCGUUGACAAGUACCAUUCGAAGUUGUGGACCGGUUCCAAAUGGUCUUGCUGUGGAGACUCCUCCAAACUCAGUUGCGGGUGCCAACCCACUUGGGUGACAAAGCCGUUGACAGCGUCAUUGAAAAGCAUCGAACCGGCUGCUUCGAAGUCGAUCCAUCCGGUCCAGUCGAUGGGACUCUUCAGGAAUAGCGACAGUAACUCGUCGCUGGACAUUUCACUGCCACAAAAUAGCGAUCAGCCGUCGUUUAGGAAAAGGCUAUCGAGGUCAAAUGUCGACGACAGAAAGCUCUCCAACUUGGACGAAGUCUCUACGCUUGAGAAAAUGCGCAACAAUCGAAAUAACUUCACCAGGAGCUCUGAUAGUCCCGCGUUAGAUUCAGCGAAAAAAACAUCUGGCCACAGAAUUGUCGUCGCCAUGUACGAUUUCGAAGCUCAAGAAGACGGUGAUCUAUCGCUCAAGAAAGACGGGGAGUACGAGGUUGUCGACGAUUCAGGCGACCAUUGGUGGCAGGUCCGUAACCCUAAGGGAGAAUUGGGCUACAUACCAUCGAACUAUGUCCAAGAGAAAGGUUCGACUGGACUUUGGAGUUUCGACUGGUACGCCGGAAGUAUGUCGCGUCAGAAGGCGGAGUCUAUUCUGCGGCAAGAAAACAGAGAGGGUUGUUUUGUGAUCCGGAACUCCUCGACCAAUGGAAUGUACACUCUAUCGCUCUUCACUAAGAUCCCGGGACCUCAGGUGAAGCACUACCACGUCAAAACCGCUAGUCAAGGUGAGCUUUACCUCAGUGAAAGGCACCGAUUCCAGUCGCUCGAAGAGCUGGUGUACUACCACAAACACGAUUCGGGCGGUUUGGCGACUCGACUGAAGAUGGCUCCCUCGAGCAUUCACAAAAUUCAACCCAAUAUCGGCAUGAGCUCAGACAAAUGGGAAAUCGACCCAUUGGAACUGAGUUUACUCGAGGAAAUGGGUUCUGGUCAGUUCGGUGUCGUCCGCCGCGGCCGCUGGAGGCAAACUAAAGACGUUGCCGUGAAAAUGAUGAAAGAGGGAACCAUGAGCGAAGACGAUUUCAUUGAAGAAGCAAAGGUCAUGACGAAACUUCAACACCCGAAUCUCGUGCAGCUUUUCGGGGUUUGUUCCAAGCAGCGGCCAAUCUUGAUAGUGACCGAAUACAUGAAGAACGGAUCUUUGCUUAACUACCUGAGGAAACACGAACAACGAUUGCUGGGUCAAACCCAAACACUUCUGGAUAUGUGCAAGCAGGUGUGUUCUGGCAUGGCUUACCUGGAGAUGCACAACUACAUCCAUCGUGACUUAGCCGCUCGAAACUGCCUCGUUGGUGAAAGGAAUGUCGUCAAGGUUGCCGAUUUCGGCUUGGCCAGAUACGUUAUCGACGAUGAGUACACGUCGUCUGGCGGAACCAAAUUCCCCAUUAAAUGGGCUCCUCCCGAAGUUCUCGGGUAUACCAGAUUCUCAUCGAAGUCGGAUGUCUGGGCGUACGGUGUACUCAUGUGGGAGGUUUACACUUGUGGGAAAAUUCCCUACGGGCGCGCCGGGAACGCUGAAGUUGUCGAUCAUGUGCAGAGAGGCCAAAGACUAGAGAGACCACGAGUGUGUCCGAGGAAUGUGUACAGCAUCAUGAAAGCGUGUUGGGAGAAGUUCCCUGAAGAUCGACCGACAUUUCGCGGCAUCAAAUCUCAGCUCGAUCGACUCGUAGAUGGCAGCAAUCAAUUCUGAGGUCGGGGCAGACUCGUUGGGAGCGUUUGAUAUUCGAGACAGCGCAUCAAGACAAUGCCGAAAGCCGGAAGAAGCAGGGGAGAACUACUCGUGUGUUCGGAUACUUCUCCCUCGAGAAGCUUAACUCUCCACUAACUGCGAGAUUUUGUACAUGGAAUGCAAAACUCCAAUGUGACGAGACGACGCGAUCGAAAAUAAAGUCCGAUCUUCACUAAGCUGAAAC